Molecule: messenger RNA, 4253 nt
Organism: Mustela lutreola (European mink)
Lineage: Eukaryota; Metazoa; Chordata; Mammalia; Carnivora; Mustelidae
Gene: EXOC4
Product: exocyst complex component 4
Exons: 18
Coding region: 48-2975 (975 amino acids)
Biological process (GO): chemical synaptic transmission; Golgi to plasma membrane transport; exocytosis
Cellular component (GO): growth cone membrane; synapse; exocyst
Source: RefSeq, a predicted model, not a curated record
UUGGUGCGUUCUUACCCACCCGUUCCCCCGCUCCGCCCGGUACCAAGAUGGCGGCAGAAGCGGCUGGUGGGAAAUACAGAAGCACAGUCAGCAAAAGCAAAGACCCCUCGGGGCUGCUCAUCUCUGUGAUCAGGACCCUGUCGACCAGUGAUGAUGUGGAAGACCGAGAGAGUGAGAAGGGGCGUCUCGAGGAGGCCUAUGAGAAGUGUGACCGGGACCUGGACGAGUUGAUUGUGCAGCACUACACGGAACUGACCACAGCCAUCCGCACGUACCAGAGCAUCACGGAGCGCAUCACCAACUCCCGAAACAAAAUUAAGCAGGUGAAAGAGAAUCUGCUUUCGUGCAAGAUGCUGUUGCACUGCAAGAGGGACGAGCUUCGGAAACUGUGGAUCGAAGGAAUUGAACAUAAGCAUGUCCUGAACCUGCUGGAUGAAAUUGAGAAUAUCAAGCAAGUGCCUCAGAAGCUGGAACAGUGCAUGGCGAGCAAGCACUACCUCAGUGCCACCGACAUGCUGGUGUCAGCAGUCGAGUCCUUGGAGGGCCCCUUGCUGCAGGUGGAAGGACUGAGUGACCUUAGGUUGGAGCUUCACAGCAAGAAGAUGAACCUCCACCUGGUUCUCAUAGAUGAGCUGCAUCGGCACUUGUACAUCAGAUCCACCAGCCGGGUUGUGCAGCGGAACAAGGAGAAAGGGAGAGUGAGCUCCCUUAUAAAAGAUGCUUCUCCUGUUCCUCUGAUUGAUGUUACAAACCUUCCUACGCCUCGAAAAUUCCUUGAUACCUCUCAGUUUUCUACUCCUGGAAGCUCAAGUGCAAGGGAGAUGAACCUGCAGGACAUCAAGGAGGAUUUGGAAUCGGAUCCAGAGGAGAACAGCACCCUUUUUAUGGGCAUCCUCAUCAAGGGGCUGGCCAAACUGAAGAAGAUUCCAGAGACUGUUAAGGCGAUCAAAGAACGCUUGGAGCAGGAGCUACAGCAAAUUGUGAAGAGGUCUACAACCCAGGUAGCAGACAGUGGCUAUCAGAGAGGAGAGAACCUCACUGUGGAGAACCAACCAAGGUUGCUUCUGGAGCUGCUGGAGUUGCUGUUUGACAAGUUUAAUGCUGUAGCCACUGCACACUCCGUGGUCCUGGGGUACCUGCAGGACACUGUUGUGGCCCCACUGACUCAGCAGGAUGAUGUCAAGUUGUACGAUAUGGCGGACGUGUGGGUGAAGAUCCAAGAUGUUCUGCAGAUGCUGUUGACUGAGUACUUGGAUAUGAAAAAUACUCAUACGGCCUCUGAACCAUCAGCUCAACUAAGUUAUGCCAGCACUGGACGCGAUUUUGCAGCCUUUUUUGCCAAGAAGAAACCUCAAAGGCCAAAAAAUUCUCUUUUUAAGUUCGAGUCAUCCUCCCAUGCCAUCAGUAUGAGUGCCUACUUGCGAGAGCAGAGGCGGGAGCUCUACAGUCGCAGUGGAGAACUCCAAGGGGGUCCUGAUGACAACUUAAUUGAAGGUGGAGGAACCAAAUUUGUCUGCAAACCUGGAGCCAGAAAUAUUACUGUCAUAUUCCACCCAUUACUAAGAUUUAUUCAAGAGAUCGAGCAUGCCCUGGGACUUGGCCCAACCAAACAGUGCCCUCUUCGAGACUUUCUCACCAUGUACAUCAAAAACAUCUUCCUCAAUCAGGUCUUGGCAGAGAUCAACAAGGAGAUUGAAGGUGUCACCAAAACAUCUGACCCCUUGAAGAUCCUAGCUAAUGCAGACACCAUGAAGGUGAUGGGGGUGCAGCGGCCUCUCCUACAGAGCACAAUCAUUGUGGAGAAGACCGUGCAGGACCUCAUGAACCUGAUGCACGACCUGAGCGCCUACUCAGAUCAGUUUCUCAACAUGGUGUGCGUGAAACUCCAGGAGUACAAGGACACCUGCACUGCGGCCUGCAGGGGCAUUGUUCAGUCAGAAGAGAAACUUGUCAUCAGCGCAUCGUGGGCAAAAGACGAUGACAUCAGCAGACUCCUGAAAUCUCUGCCAAACUGGGUGAACAUGGCUCAGCCCAAACAGCUGAGGCCAAAGAGAGAAGAGGAAGAAGAUUUCAUAAGGGCAGCCUUUGGCAAGGAGUCGGAAGUCCUUAUUGGGAACCUGGGAGAUAAGCUAAUCCCUCCGCAAGACAUCCUCCGUGAUGUCAGUGACCUCAAAGCUUUGGCCAACAUGCAUGAAAGCCUGGAGUGGCUAGCAGGUCGAACAAAGUCAGCUUUCUCCAAUCUUUCUACGUCGCAGAUGCUGUCUCCGGCUCAGGAGAGCCACGUGACCAUGGAUCUGCCCCCAGUGUCAGAGCAGAUCAUGCAGACGCUGAGUGAACUUGCCAGAUCUUUCCAGGAUAUGGCUGACCGCUGCUUGCUGAUGCUGCAUCUGGAAGUCAGGGUUCACUGUUUCCACUAUCUCAUCCCCCUUGCAAAGGAGGGGAACUACGCCAUCGUGGCUAAUGUGGAAAGUAUGGAUUAUGACCCUUUGGUGGUCAAGCUCAACAAAGACAUCAGCGCCAUUGAAGAGGCCAUGAGUGCCAGCCUUCAGCAGCACAAGUUCCAAUAUAUAUUUGAAGGCCUGGGUCAUCUGAUCUCCUGCAUCCUCAUUAAUGGUGCCCAGUACUUCAGACGCAUCAGUGAGUCCGGCAUCAAGAAGAUGUGUAGGAACAUCUUUGUCCUGCAGCAGAAUUUGACCAACAUCACCAUGUCGCGGGAGGCAGACCUGGACUUUGCAAGGCAGUAUUACGAGAUGUUAUACAACACGGCCGACGAACUCCUGAACCUGGUGGUGGACCAGGGCGUGAAGUACACGGAGCUAGAGUACAUCCACGCCCUGACCUUGCUGCACCGCAGUCAGACUGGGGUAGGAGACCAGACCACCCAGAACAUGAGGCUGCAGCGGCUCAAGGAGAUCAUUUGCGAGCAGGCUGCCAUCAAGCAGGCCACCAAGGAUAAGAAAAUAACUACGGUUUAAUCGGGCACACUGCUGGGGGCGGGGGGGGGAAGCGGGGGGGGGAACGAGCAGGGUUGGGGCCACCAUUUUUGUUCAUUCAGUCCUCUUUGCUUCUUUCUCUGGUAUCUUAUUGGGUGUAUUCAGAGUGGAUUUGCUUUUCUCUAUGCUGAUGCUUUAGUGGAGAGAAGACGUGAGGGUAUUUUUUUGUGUCUCUUUGGGCUUUUCCUAUAAACUCUAAAGGGAGUUUGCAGUACAGACUGUUUUGAUUUCAUGUCUUCCCUAGCGCAGUCGGUUCCAAAGGAUAGAGUGACGAGGGUGAGGUGAGAGGAAGGUUUAUCAAAUUGGACUCUGAAAAAAAUGAGUGCACAAAUUACAGCUACCAGCCGUCUUUGGAAAGCAGACUGGCUCCCUCAGUUUUCGCCCCUUCCUAAAACACUUUAUAGGGUUCUCUUGCACAGACAGUAGCUUCUGACUCUCUCGACCCUGUCAGUUUACAGUUCAAUGAAAUGAGCAUAUGUGCAUUGCCUUCCGUCUCUAUUGCCAACCUCAGAUCAGUGGCUUCUCAACUGGCUGUAAUUUUCAACAAGUUUUCCUAACCAAAAUAGGACCUCUUUGGGGCUAGGGGGAAAAGUCCUUUAUCUCGGUCCCUGAGCAAGUUCUGUGUAUGGCAGCUUGUACACAGAAUGUAGUCCGCGUAUUGCCUUUUUGUCUUUACUGCUGCUGCAUCAAAACCAAUAGCCUUCAAAUUAAUCACAAAAAUGGAACAAUGAAAGGCAGUCUGCCCUUCUCUUGAUUUUUUAACCUCUGCUUUCCAAGAGAAAAUUGUGGGUGAAGAACUUUGAUUCUCAGUUAAACACUGUUUGGAUGUGAGCGGUUCUUAGAUGCUUACUUGCUCUCGAUGUGAGCCCCUAGGUCUUCCUCACCUUAGAAAGUUGCCCUGGUCCACUCAGCUGAGUGCCCGGAAGAUGGGAGGGCAUGACAUUCAACCUCUGUGUACCCACCAGCGGAGGCCAUUUCUAAAAUGUUCCCAGAUGGUUUGGCUGCUCACCUCUCCUGGCACACUGGACCCCGCCAUUGUCCCCCAAGUCUCCAAGUAUUCCUCCUGCCCAUGGUUGAUAUGUCACAGGAGAAAGCAAUGCACUGAUUGGGACACACCUUGGAAACACGUGGAGGGUAGAGCAGGAAGGAUACAUGGUGAUGCCCCAUAUUGUGAUGGUCCAAAAUUGUACACCUGUUUGUACAGGUUUGGUCUUUGUGGGAAAGGCAGAAAUUAAAGAAUCUUUUGAGAAGCUGAAAUAA